This is a messenger RNA of Salvelinus fontinalis (brook trout), 5549 nucleotides long. It is a transcript of the gene slc15a5, whose product is annotated as solute carrier family 15 member 5. Gene Ontology annotation, biological process: transmembrane transport. Gene Ontology annotation, molecular function: transmembrane transporter activity. Gene Ontology annotation, cellular component: membrane. The transcript has 9 exons. Lineage: Eukaryota; Metazoa; Chordata; Actinopteri; Salmoniformes; Salmonidae. The record is from RefSeq and is a predicted model, not a curated record. The coding region runs from base 38 to 1822 and encodes 594 amino acids.
UCAGCCAGCCAGGCAGACAGAUAACCAGGCAGGCAGUAUGGUGGCAGUGUACCUCCAAGGGCUGCCGGAAGAGGGGUGGCACUACCAUCAGUUGCGUCGGCCCCCCAUGGAAGGGGGGCACCACCAGCUGUGUCGGCCUUCCAUGACCCCGUGCCCGAGCAGGGGGCUGCCCCAGAACCGUCCCCAGCAGACCCGCAAAAAGCUCCAAGUCAUCAUCUGCAUCCUGCUGGUGGAGCUGUUUGAGAGGUUCACCUUCUUUGGGAUUGUGUGUAACAUGAUCCUGUUCUGUACGGUGAAGCUGGGCUAUGAUCACUACCAGGCUGCUACCGUUAACCUGUGCUUUGUGGGGGCCAGUACACUCACUCCUGUGAUGGUGGGAUGGUUUGCUGAUACCUGCCUUGGGAGAACCAAGGUGCUCUACUUGUGUACUCUGCUCCAUCUCUUUGGCACAGCCAUGCUCCCAGUGGUGGCGUUCCCGUUCGAGGACUUCUACAUCGACACGCACAACAUGAUUCACCAGAUGGAGCACCGGGAACAGCACAUCCUGUUCUACACUGGCCUGCUUGCAGCUGCCCUGGGCAUCGGGGGUAUCCGUGCCAUCCUCUGUCCCAUGGGGCCAUACAAACUACAGGGCUACGACCAGCACCAGCUACUCUCCUUCUUCAACUGGUUCUACUGGCUGGUGAACCUGAACUCGACAAUAGUGUUUCUGGGAAUCGCCUACAUCCAGCAGUCAGUGGCCAACAACCUGGGCUUCCUCAUCCCCUUCAUGUCUGUGCUGCUGAUGCUCAUCGCCAUACACAUGGUCCGCAACAACCUUAUCUUCAGGCCCAAGAAAGGCAGUUCCCUGCUGACCACUCUGGGGGUGUUCCUGAACUCUCUGAAGAUGUGCUGCCUGCACUACCGCCACCUGAGUGGAGACGUAGCCAGCUGGCUGGACCGCGCCAAGGAGAACAACGGGGGGCGCUACAGUGAGACACACGUGGAGAACGUCAAGGUCCUGGCAAGGCUCUUCCCCCUGUACGGCUUGCAGCUACUGUACCGCGCCUGCCUCACUCAGAUUCCAUCAGGCUACUACAUUCAGACCAUGAACUCUAACCUGCACCUGAACAGCUUCCUCCUGCCCAUCGGUGCCAUGAACCUCAUCAGCAUCCUACCUCUGCUGCUGCUGGCCCCUCUCAUGGAGUGCAUCACCUCCUGCUACCUGUCCAUGGAGAAAACACCCUUCUCCCCUGCCAGAGUCAUCACUCUUGGUCAUGCGUGUGCGUCGCUGUCUGUCCUGGUAGCGGGCCUGUUUGAGGUCCACAGGAAGGGCUAUCCUCUGACGGAGCAGGCCCUGUCAGGGAAGGUGCUACAGGUGUCCUCCAUGGCCUGCAUCCAGCUGGCUCCCCAGUACAUUCUACUGGGUCUGGCUGAGGCCCUCGUCACCCCCUCCUGCUCUGUGAUCUCCUUCCACCUGACACCCAGUCAUAUCAGAGGCAUCUCCCUGCACUUCCUCACCCUGUCCUACGGAGGGGGCUGUUUCCUGGGAGCACUCAUCAUUCAGCUGGUCUACCUACUCUCUGGAGGUAACUGGUACCCAAACACACUGCAUGAAGGGAAUCUGGAGCAUUUUUUCUUCUUCUUAGCCAUGUUGAUGACCAUAAACACUCUGGUGUUCUGGUGGAUAUCUUACAGGUACCUAGAUCUGAGUGUGGUGCAGAGUAGAGGAGUAGGAAGCAGCCUUCUGACGGAGAAGCUCCUGCAGUACAAGACCUGCCUGCGAUUCUACCACACCAUGGAACGCUCCUCCACAGCAGUCUCCAUAGAAACAGUGUUGUGACCUCUACACAAUCUUUGUCCCCUGUAGCGCUGGAGUUCCACUUGGUUUAUUUAUGUACACUACAUGACCAAAAGCUACUACUUCGAGGCUGAGCGUUGUUGUUCCUAGACGUUUCCACCAUAACAGCACUUACAAUUGACCAGGGCAGCUCUAGCAGGGCAGAAAUUUGACAAACUAACUUGUUGGAAAGGUGGCAUCCUAUGACGGUUACACGUUGAAACUCAAUGAGCUAUUCAGUAAGGUCAUUCUCCUGCCAAUGUUUAUCUAUGGAGAUUUUAUACACCUGUUAACAAUGGGUGUGGCUGAAGUAGCUAAAUCCAAUCAUUUGAAGGGGUGUCCACAUACUUUUGUAUAUAUAUAUAUUGUAUGUACAGUACUGUGUUCAUUUCAUUGACAGUCAGUUUAGAUCAGUGCUAUUCAACAGUCAGUUUAGACCAGUGGUAUUCAACAGUCAGUUUUAGAUCAGUGGUAUUCAACAGUCAGUUUUAGAUCAGUGGUAUUCAACAGUCAGUUUUAGAUCAGUGGUAUUCAACAGUCAGUUUUAGAUCAGUGGUAUUCAACAGUCAGUUUUAGAUCAGUGGUAUUCAACAGUCAGUUUUAGACCAGUGGUAUUCAACAGUCAGUUUUAGACCAGUGGUAUUCAACAGUCAGGUUAGAUCAGUGGUAUUCAACAGUCAGUUUUAGAUCAGUGGUAUUCAACAGUCAGUUUUAGAUCAGUGGUAUUCAACAGUCAGUUUUAGAUCAGUGGUAUUCAACAGUCAGGUUAGAUCAGUGGUAUUCAACAGUCAGUUUUAGAUCAGUGGUAUUCAACAGUCAGUUUAGACCAGUGGUAUUCAACAGUCAGUUUUAGACCAGUGGUAUUCAACAGUCAGUUUUAGAUCAGUGGUAUUCAACAGUCAGUUUAGACCAGUGGUAUUCAACAGUCAGUUUUAGAUCAGUGGUAUUCAACAGUCAGUUUAGACCAGUGGUAUUCAACAGUCAGUUUUAGAUCAGUGGUAUUCAACAGUCAGUUUUAGAUCAGUGGUAUUCAACAGUCAGUUUAGACCAGUGGUAUUCAACAGUCAGUUUAGAUCAGUGGUAUUCAACAGUCAGUUUUAGAUCAGUGGUAUUCAACAGUCAGUUUUAGACAGUCAGUUUAGAUCAGUGGUAUUAAAACCUUUUCAUUAGGGACCCCAUUUUUUCCACAAUUUCUCGCGACCCCACCAAAUCUAAAGACACAACCGUAAAAUCUAUACAUGUGUAUAUUUUUACAUCAGCAAAAAUACGUCAAUUCAUUACAUUUUAAUCACUUAUGGAAAUGAAAAGAAACCAAAAAAUACAUUUACUCAAAAAAUUAACAUUUACAAAUGAUCUUUCUCAAAAUCCUCUAUUGUCCCAUACAAUAAUCUGUCUCUUAAUUUUUUGUUCCACCGUCGCGACCUAGACUUUGAUUACCACUGGUUGAAAUGGUCAGAGACUUAAACCUUUGUGUUCCUUCCUACUCAAGUAUGAUGUGGGAGUGUAUUAUGUACUGUCUAUUAGUCUACAUGGAUAUGAUGUGGGAGUGUAUUAUGUACUGUCUAUUAGUCUACAUGGAUAUGAUGUGGGAGUGUGUUAUGUACUGUCUAUUAGUCUACAUGGAUAUGAUGUGGGAGUGUAUUAUGUACUGUCUAUUAGUCUACAUGGAUAUGAUGUGGGAGUGUAUUAUGUACUGUCUAUUAGUCUACAUGGAUAUGAUGUGGGAGUGUAUUAUGUACUGUCUAUUAGUCUACAUGGAUAUGAUGUGGGAGUGUGUUAUGUGUCUAUUAGUCUACAUGGAUAUGAUGUGGGAGUGUGUUAUGUACUGUCUAUUAGUCUACAUGGAUAUGAUGUGGGAGUGUAUUAUGUACUGUCUAUUAGUCUACAUGGAUAUGAUGUGGGAGUGUGUUAUGUGUCUAUUAGUCUACAUGGAUAUGAUGUGGGAGUGUGUUAUGUACUGUCUAUUAGUCUACAUGGGUAUGAUGUGGGAGUGUGUUAUGUGUCUAUUAGUCUACAUGGACAUGAUGUGGGAGUGUAUUAUGUAUUGUCUAUUAGUCUACAUGGAUAUGAUGUAGGAGUGUAUUAUGUACUGUCUAUUAGUCUACAUGGAUAUGAUGUGGGAGUGUAUUAUGUACUGUCUAUUAGUCUACAUGGGUAUGAUGUAGGAGUGUGUUAUGUACUGUCUAUUAGUCUACAUGGAUAUGAUGUGGGAGUGUAUUAUGUACUGUCUAUUAGUCUACAUGGAUAUGAUGUGGGAGUGUGUUAUGUACUGUCUAUUAGUCUACAUGGAUAUGAUGUGGGAGUGUGUUAUAUACUGUCUAUUAGUCUACAUGGAUAUGAUGUGGGAGUGUGUUAUGUACUGUCUAUUAGUCUACAUGGAUAUGAUGUGGGAGUGUAUUAUGUACUGUCUAUUAGUCUACAUGGAUAUGAUGUAGGAGUGUGUUAUGUACUGUCUAUUAGUCUACAUGGAUAUGAUGUGGGAGUGUGUUAUAUACUGUCUAUUAGUCUACAUGGAUAUGAUGUGGGAGUGUGUUAUGUACUGUCUAUUAGUCUACAUGGAUAUGAUGUGGGAGUGUAUUAUGUACUGUCUAUUAGUCUACAUGGAUAUGAUGUGGGAGUGUGUUAUGUGUCUAUUAGUCUACAUGGAUAUGAUGUGGGAGUGUGUUAUGUACUGUCUAUUAGUCUACAUGGGUAUGAUGUGGGAGUGUGUUAUGUGUCUAUUAGUCUACAUGGACAUGAUGUGGGAGUGUAUUAUGUAUUGUCUAUUAGUCUACAUGGAUAUGAUGUAGGAGUGUAUUAUGUACUGUCUAUUAGUCUACAUGGAUAUGAUGUGGGAGUGUGUUAUGUAUUGUCUAUUAGUCUACAUGGAUAUGAUGUGGGAGUGUGUUAUGUACUGUCUAUUAGUCUACAUGGAUAUGAUGUGGGAGUGUGUUAUGUACUGUCUAUUAGUCUACAUGGAUAUGAUGUGGGAGUGUAUUAUGUAUGUCUAUUAGUCUACAUGGAUAUGAUGUGGGAGUGUGUUAUGUGUCUAUUAGUCUACAUGGACAUGAUGUGGGAGUGUGUUAUGUACUGUCUAUAAGUCUACAUGGAUAUGAUGUGGGAGUGUAUUAUGUGUCUAUUAGUCUACAUGGAUAUGAUGUGGGAGUGUGUUAUGUACUGUCUAUUAGUCUACAUGGAUAUGAUGUGGGAGUGUAUUAUGUAUUGUCUAUUAGUCUACAUGGAUAUGAUGUGGGAGUGUGUUAUAUACUGUCUAUUAGUCUACAUGGAUAUGAUGUGGGAGUGUAUUAUGUACUGUCUAUUAGUCUACAUGGAUAUGAUGUAGGAGUGUGUUAUGUACUGUCUAUUAGUCUACAUGGAUAUGAUGUGGGAGUGUGUUAUAUACUGUCUAUUAGUCUACAUGGAUAUGAUGUGGGAGUGUGUUAUAUACUGUCUAUUAGUCUACAUGGAUAUGAUGUGGGAGUGUAUUAUGUACUGUCUAUUAGUCUACAUGGAUAUGAUGUGGGAGUGUGUUAUGUAUUGUCUAUUAGUCUACAUGGAUAUGAUGUAGGAGUGUGUUAUGUACUGUCUAUUAGUCUACAUGGAUAUGAUGUUGGAGUGUGUUAUGUGUCUAUUAGUCUACAUGGAUAUGAUGUUGGAGUGUGUUAUAUACUGUCUAUUUGUCUACAUGGAUAUGAUGUGGGAGUGUGUUAUAUACUGUCUAUUUGUCUACAUGGAUAUGAUGUGGGAGUGU